GGUUGUUGAUGUUUCAUUUCAUUUGACUGGUAAUGUUGCGAAUGAUAUCAUCGAAGAAGAACUGGAAUGAUGAAAGUUGGAAACUUGGAAACGUUUGGAGGUCGAAAAGCAAAUAAGGAAACGAUGUUGGUCAGAAAGUAGAUAACAAAACAAUAAAACACACUCGGCUCGCAGUCAGCACUCAGUCUGCAGUGCACCAGUGUUGUUGUUCUCUCUCGGUUGCGCUUCCGUCUCUUCGUUCCUGCCUCUCCAGAGGUCUCUCUCUCCCCCUCUCUCGUCUGUCGAUCUCUCUUAUGUUCAUAGUGGGUAGGUAACGGAUAUGAACAUCGAUGAUGGUUUAAUGAGAUUAUUAGCAUGCUUUGAUUCUGCACUUCUCGUUAGGGAAAUCAUACACGCCAUGUGUUCGUCUCUAUCUCGAUUGUCUUCCUCUCUGAUUCACCGCCUUGCUAGAACCCGAUGCCAGGGCCAGGCCGAGCUCAUCACUUCUAGGUCUUUCUCCGUCUCCACCAGGUCUAUAAACUUUGUGAGGGGAGUUAUAGAGGAGGCUGGAUGGAACAACUUGGGGGGUUCCCAGUUUCCUCGAUAUAAUAUAGAGCAAAAUGCUGAUAUUGUCCAUGUAAAGCUGAUGAAAAACAAUACCUUUGUUACUGUGACGGACUCAAAGGGCAACAAGAAACUUGGGGCCUCAGCUGGUUCCUUACCAGACAUGAAAGGAGGACCUAAAUUGGCCAAGUAUUCUGCUGAAGCAACUGCAGAACAUGUUGGACGGAUGUCAAGAAAUUUUGGCUUAAAAUCAGUUGUAAUGAAGGUGAAGGGGUUUAGUUAUUUUAAGAAGAAAAGGCAGGCUAUCAUAAGCUGGAAAGAGGGCUUCACUAGUUCCCGAGCGGGUCACAGUCCCAUUGUAUACAUCGAAGAUAGAACCCGAAAGCCUCACAAUGGUUGUAGACUCCCAAAGCAGUGUCGUAUCUGAAACAUGAUGCGCUUUAUUCUUGACUGGGUAUAAUUUUUACUUGGUUAGGAAGAUGUAUUUGGUGAAAUAAUGAGCUUGACCUAGUUUUUUUUUUUUGGUUUUUUUGCUUCAAAAUUUGAAUUUCUAUCUUAUUGUAAAGCUAAUGUAGUCUAUUUGAAGGUCUUAUUGCUAUUUUUUGAAGAUGGUUGUUUAUUAAGAUAAACUAGUUGGUUAAAUAACUUCUCCGAUAAUAUUGGUGUGGAAAGUUUGGCUUUUUCAGUUUUUCUUAGUACUGGUAAAGAACUCAUGUUGAAGAUGAUCUGUUUAUCAAGUGUGAUAGACUUUCGGUUAUUCUCUACCUGUAUGUGUAUUUUAGGUUACUAAUGAUUAAUGUCAUAAGGAGCUCAUUGUA
This is a messenger RNA of Malus domestica (apple), 1361 nucleotides long. Lineage: Eukaryota; Viridiplantae; Streptophyta; Magnoliopsida; Rosales; Rosaceae. The record is from RefSeq and is a predicted model, not a curated record.